CAUGACUUGUUCCUGAGCUGCUGACUUCUGACUUUUGGCGUACCUAAAUUGAACCCAUCUUCCUCUCAUCAACUCCCGACUAAGCUUAUCGCCAAAACAACAUCGCAACAUCGCGGUACAGGAUUCAGUUUCCAUCCGCCAUGCUCCGGUAGCAAAGAAGGGUUAUCGACUUCUGGGCGUGACGCGCGCAUUCCGUCUUCAUUUCCAUUCUAUUCAGAUCGCCUUCGGGAUCGACCGUCCACCUACCUGGUCAGCUCUGGUUGGCCCAUCCUCAACAAUCCCGCAUUGGCAUCACCUUUUUCUGUAAUACUUUGGGAGGGAGGCCUCUUUCUAGCUGCUUAAUAUAUCAUAUUUUUUUACCAUCAUCUAGUAUUUGGGAGAGAAGGUGUUGCAUAGAUGUCAGACAUCAUGGAUAGCUGGAGUAUAUACGUCGCCGACCGCUGCGACUCGCUCCGCGAGGGCGGGUUCGCUAACUUCUUCAUCUCUAUUCUAAUCGUCAUCGGUAUCAUGCUAUCCUACGUAACACAACACUAUCGUAUCAUUUCUCGUGGUUCCUCUGAAGGCAUUUCUCCGUACUUCGUCCUACUCGGUGUCACGUCAGCGAACUCCCAGUUCGGAAAUAUCCUUACGCUACCCCAGUCACGAGCCGACGUCGCCUGCUGCAAGGAAGUCAGUCCUUUCGAAUGCACUGCUGGGUUACUUGGGAUUGCACAGAUCGGAACACAGUGGAUAUGUUUCGCCAUUAUUCUGGUUUUAUUCUUGGUCUUCUUCCGUAGGGACGAUGUCGACGAUGAAUACGAACGAGAUCCUGAUCAACCGACCUGGAGGACUGCGGUUACCGUAGCCGUCAUGUGUUUCGUCCAUGGCCUCCUCGUUGUCAUUAUAUCGGCUGCAUUUGCGCUAGGUGCCCCUGGAUACUUAGGAGCAUGGGCAAAUUUCUUGGGGAUUAUGUCUGCUGUGCUCGCCGCCAUUCAAUACAUUCCUCAGAUCUGGACUACAUAUCGCAUCAAACAUGCUGGUAGUCUGAGUAUUCUAAUGAUGUGUAUACAAACUCCUGGUGGACUCCUCUUCGCUGCUAGUCUGGCGGCACGUCUUGGCUGGGCAGGGUGGAGUUCAUGGGGCGUGUACGUUCUGACUGCUAUAAUGCAGGGUGUUCUGUUAAUCAUGGCCAUAUCGUACGAGUGGCCAUCACCGGAAGAACGGGCUCAUCAUUCCACUCCGCAGCCACAGCGACCCACUUACAACCGACGAACUACGCCUAGAGUCCUGCCUUCUCCUGGUCCAUACUCGGCUCACUUACAGGCCUACGGUGAAACGCAAGAGGAAAUCGAGCGUGCUCUUGAUCGUGAAAGUGUGCAAGGAGUAGGAGAGAACCAGCCUCUUCUAGCACCAGGGGGUUUAGGCAGUUCAGGUGUUCGGUAAUGGAUCGUGUGUGUAUAAAGAGCAGCUCGGCUUUGCUCUCGUUUCCCCAUCAGGUCUCUAUCUCUUGACCACAAGAAUGUCCAUAUAUGUCUACGUGACAACCUAUCCAUAUCUGAGAAGUGUUGUACAAAAGAAUGAAAAUGACUUCUAGACAUUAUGACGGAGUGUAACCGCUAGUGAAAGUUGAUAGUUGAUAGAUCUAGCUUUUAUAUGGGAACUAAAUUGAUUGGGAAAACGGCAAACUUGACUAAAUGAAUCUGGACGAAAAGGUGUGGUAGUGAAGUAAAGUAUCUCAGAAUAGCUUCAGUGCGCCAAGCAUGAAACAUGAUGAUUCAGAAUGAUCCCCGGACUGCAAUGACGCCGUCGCUGCACCUACUUAAAGAAUUAAGUGCCUUGCCCCUGCCGUGGGACCAACCAAUAAUGCGCGUGAUUGCGCUACGGAUCUGAUUGGCCAGAGCUCAUAUCUCUUGCUGAUGGGGUUUUGAGUCAAGGUCAAUGU
Molecule: messenger RNA, 1921 nt
Organism: Annulohypoxylon truncatum
Lineage: Eukaryota; Fungi; Ascomycota; Sordariomycetes; Xylariales; Hypoxylaceae
Exons: 4
Coding region: 397-1422 (341 amino acids)
Source: RefSeq, a predicted model, not a curated record